Messenger RNA from Entamoeba histolytica HM-1:IMSS, 1014 nucleotides. RefSeq lists its product as uncharacterized. The record is from RefSeq and is a predicted model, not a curated record. The coding region runs from base 1 to 1014 and encodes 337 amino acids. Lineage: Eukaryota; Evosea; Mastigamoebida; Endamoebidae. The transcript has 2 exons.
AUGUCAAAAACAAGUGAAACCAAUAAAGAAAUUAAUUACAUCGUUCAAGAGGAAGAAGAAAAAAAAAUUGAAGAACAAGAGGAUUGGAAAAAUAUUGUUGAAGAAUGGAAAGAAGAAAACAAUGAAAUUAUUACAAUAAAUAAAGAACAGAAUAAAUUAUUCUUUAGAUAUUUGUCAUUAAUACAGAAUAGUGUUUAUCAUCGUUUUGCAUUAUUUCAAAUUGAAGAUUCAAUUAAACAUGUUUCACAUUCUCAAAAUGAAUACUUUGCAUUGUUUUGGAGAUGUAUUAAAGAAUAUUGUGAUGACAAUUCAGAAAUUAGAAAUCCUAAAGCAUUAGAAAUUAUUCCAUUACAACUUCCUUCUUCAAUUAAAAUUAACUUUUCAUUUGAAAUUAAACAAAUUAAAAAUAAAUUGAUUGUAGAGUUUAAUUCAUCUCCAAUUCUUUUUCAUGAUGGAGAAUUUCCAGCUAAUUGCUCUGAAAGACAUAAUUCAAUUCAAAAUAUUUUUAAUGGAGAAUUAGCUGUAUUAAAUAUUCCUAUUCACAAGGGGUUUGAAAGUUCAAUUCAACUUCAUUUAAAAUCAAAUUUAAAGUAUGACAUUCAUUAUGGAGGUUAUGAGUAUCAAAUUAAACACAUGAAUAUUGAUAACAUGAAAGUAGGGGAUAUGUUUUUAACAAUGCACUCAAAUAUGUAUUACAAUGUAGUUAUUCAUUCAUUUUUUAAUGAAAAUAAUGCGUUUCAAUUUGGCUCAAAUGACAAAAGUAUGGUGUAUUAUUCAAAUCUUAUCUUUAAAUGCCAUCAAAUGAAAGCUUCUUCUUUAUUCUUUGUUCUUGAUGAUAUUGGAAACGAAAAUUUGAUUGAACAAGUUAUGGUUGAAAUGUUUACAAAUAUUAGACAGUCUUUAAUUAAUGAAGGAUUCACAACAUUAAAAACAAUAGGAUUCAUUUGCUCUGAAGAAAUAACAUCCCAAACCACUUUAAAAACAUUUUUCACAUCAAAAAUCCAUGUCCAAUAA